Messenger RNA from Torulaspora globosa, 2286 nucleotides. It is a transcript of the gene SPO21, whose product is annotated as Spo21p. Bases 1 to 2286 code for a protein of 761 amino acids. The record is from RefSeq and is a predicted model, not a curated record. The transcript has a single exon. NCBI's taxonomy places the organism in Eukaryota, Fungi, Ascomycota, Saccharomycetes, Saccharomycetales, Saccharomycetaceae.
AUGCUGGAUCAGGACUCGAAUUCAGACGGAGAUCUAAAGCUUCAAGAUUCUUCUGAGGAGAUUAUUGGACCUCAAGACUCGAUUGCAAACCCUCAACUUCCACCACUGGAAGAUUACCAUAUUAGAGAGGAUGACGAUGAUAUUACCAGCUCGGACGAGGAUACUGAGGGGCAUCGUGACUCGUCGUUCAGAAGUUGGUUUUCCAGAUCAAGACAUCAUAAACCUAUCAGUGAAAGCGUGAGUCCCGUGAAGCUGGACCCAUCAUCGUCAUCGGAAUGUGCCAUUGCCGAGGGCACGCCUAACCGCUCUGGCAGUAGCUCAUCAUUCAGAAAGGGGUUCAGAUCAUUAUUUAGAAGAGAUUCUGGAAACGAAGAUGUCCUUACAGAAACACCUAAGGAUGGCUUAAGCAAAUCGGAUGACGAAAAAGGAACUGGGGAAGAUAACGAAGGUCUGCCUGAGACAUCGACGAACAGCAAAUUUUGGAGAUCUUGGAGAAGCGGCCACCACCAUCAUCAUCGUCAUCGUCAUCGUCACUCUCCAGAAGCCUGCGAACCCAUGUGCACUGGUGGGGAGGCUGAUCCGGAGACUUUGAGAAAUCCAAGUUUGGAUGUGGGAUCCAUGAUCUCACAUGAAGAGAAGCGUCAAAAGAACAUGGCGAAAUUAGCAGAUCAGCUAGAGGAUAUAUCAGCGAAUCCAUCACCAGAGCGAGACCUUGUCCGUCCAGAUAAUGUGUCUACUCCAGAGCAGAAGAGUUCUGAUGUUGAAUCCACCCAGUCUGACGCCAGUACAUCAAGCUCCGUUGAGAGGGCCUUGAACGUCAGAGAAAGAGUUGGACUGGUAUUUUCAGCUUCUUCUGCAGAUAAUGGUAGACAGAAACAGGAAGAAAUAUCUCCGUUGACGCCGCCGGGCGAUGUACUGGAGAAUCCCUACAAAUACGUUUUCGAUCAAAAAGAUGAUCCUAUUUCUAUAUUAGCACAGGACGCAACCCUUCUGUACAAGUAUUGCAAAACUUUCGACAAUUUCGACAGUGCUUUAAAAUUGCUGACAAGAAAUGCUAAAGGACUGAACUUUAGUGAUGACCACUCAAGCAUGACAUUAUCCGAAAUCAGCAACGAAGUCCUAGACUUCAUAAGACAUGAGAUGUUAAGCCAUGAUCGCUCGGUCAAAAAAAACGAGGUUAUGGCCAGUGAUUUAACUUCUCUUCAAAAGCAGAUUGAAUCUUUACGGGCUGAUUGCGAGGCAAAGGAUGCCAAAUCUGCAGGGCUUCAGGAAGCAUUGAAUGCCGCUAACGUCAAAAUUAGGAAAAUGGGCGAUGAUUUGGAAGAAGCAGCGCAAGAGGUUGACAUGCUUGCUCAGGAAGUGGAAAGUUACAAGGGCCAGAUUCAGGAGAUAAAACUGCAUGAAAGAAAAGCCAUCGAGGAAUCGGAGAUCAAAAUUGCCCAAAUAAACGAGGAUAAAGAAUCCAGUCUAAAGGAUAAUACAGAAGUCUUGAAGGAGAAUACUUUCUUGAAAGAGAGAAUUGAUGAAUUAGAAAAAGAGCACAAAGCCUUAAUCUUCGACCACGAAAUGUUGCAGGAAAAGCACAGCACGACUACAGCAAGAUUAGCUGAUUUAGUUGGAAGUUAUAAUAAAGGGCAGGGCCAAGAAAGAAAUAUGCGAGAUAACCUAGAAGCCACAGGCACCAAGUUACGCCGAUACGAGAACACGAUAGAGAUACUGAAAAUCGGAAACUUGAAGAUUCAGGAAAACUUCCACCGAGAAAGGCGAAAGGUACUCGAUUUACGACAGGAAGUGAAUUAUCUCAGAAAGCAAUUACAGUUUAUUGAGUGCCACAGGUCCCAGUCACUACAGUUCAUGUCUCAUCUGAUGUUCUACUACAGGGGCAUUGUAACAGAUGACACAUUGGCAGAAUAUGAUGUGUAUCUAAAGAAGCUGAGUGCUUCGGACUUUUUACCCAGAACAGUCCAUUUGACAGAUGAUGAGAUGAAAGCUCAUUUCAAAGAGCGAGAAGCGCUUGUGGUAAAGUUUUACAAUGAUAUCGCCAAGCGAUCAUUCCUCGAUCAAGUGGUCUCGAAGCAUGUGUCCUACAUGCGUUCGAACAAAUUCCUAAGCAGCCAACUUGCCGGGUUGAGAAAACACAUCGACGAAUACGAACAGUACGUAGGCCGGCUGCUUAAGGAAAUUUUAACUCAUAAGAAUUUGGAGGAGAAAAACGAGCAAAAAAUCGCCCUCCUGAAGGAGAAGAAUAAUGAGUAUAAAUCCAAGCUCUCUCAGAUAGCUAAUUGA